This is a messenger RNA of Cottoperca gobio, 1728 nucleotides long. It is a transcript of the gene ppp1r27a, whose product is annotated as protein phosphatase 1, regulatory subunit 27a. Gene Ontology annotation, molecular function: phosphatase binding. Bases 336 to 1040 code for a protein of 234 amino acids. The record is from RefSeq and is a predicted model, not a curated record. Lineage: Eukaryota; Metazoa; Chordata; Actinopteri; Perciformes; Bovichtidae. The transcript has 3 exons.
ACAACGGUUCUGUGCAACAGCAAACACACUGUGUGAAAAAGCCUUUCAAAUUCAGAUGGGAGAAAUUCACAGCAGGCAAGAAAAAGAGGACCUUACAAGCUGAAAAGAAGGAGAUUGGAUCAUAGUGAAGCACAGGAUUUGAGAAUCUUGUAUUCUGCACUGACAGCAGGAGAUACUCCAGCUGGGAACUAAAGGGAUCAGAAACAAGCGAGGAGAGGACAAAAAGGACCCAGAGCAAAGGAUUUUAUUAGAUUGGUGCGUUUUCUUUGGAUUUCUCACUUCCCUCCUCCUGGGCCGACAGCAUAGGGGGAGGCAGAGCCGCAACCACCGCAGAGAUGAAGUACAAUAACUAUGUACCAACGUACACACGCACUUCACAGUACACACCAACAUACACACCUACCUACUACACUCCCACACAUUACACACCAACUACACCAAACUACACGUCCUCAUACACGUCCACAACGAAGUACACCCCGACGCAGUACAGCACGACACAUUACACCCCGUCACGAUACACGUCCACCUACAAGGCGGCAUCAACUUACAUCCCCUCAUACAGCAAAGGGUCACGGUACAGUUCAACACAACGCACACAAGCACAGGAAAACCCUGCCCCAGUAAUACCUGUUGCACCUGCAAAGAGAACUGUGCACUUCUCCAAUGACAUCAUCUUCCAGGAUAUUGUUAGGCGAGGUGAUUUGGAGCAAAUUGGUCGUUUCAUGAGAGCGAGGAAGGUUCGCGUGGAUACGAUCUUCCACUCCGGUAUGGCAGCACUACACGAAGCCGUGCUAACAGGAAACCUGGAGGUGGUGAAGCUGCUGGUGAAAUACAGCGCUGAUGUUCAUCAGAGAGACGAAGAUGGCUGGACGCCACUUCACAUGGCCUGCAGUGACGGCUACCCGGAAAUUGCCAGUUAUCUGCUGUCGACGGGAGCCAGCACAGAAGCAGAGAACGAAAGCGGAGAGAAGCCUGCGGACCUCAUCGACCCAGACUGCAAAGAGCUGGUCAAACUGUUCGAGACGGGCUGUGUGUGAUUGGGCACUAAAUCACGGACCCAAGAAAGAGCAGCAACAGAGAAGACUGAAAACAAAUUCAACAGUAUUAAACAGUGCAAUACCAAACAAACAUGUAACAGGGUGGAAGAACAUAGCCAGAAUCACUGAUCCUGUAAAGCAAGAUAGUGGUCCUGUUUGUUAUUUUCAAAAGUUAUUUUUUUAAAUUGCAGCUUAAAUCAAUAUUCAAUUAGGCUGCAUUUAUAUUUCUGGUGGUUAUUUUUAUUUUUACUUUACUUUUUUGUGCAUUUGUGUAUUUGUCAUACUGCCAUUGCAGCAAAUGUUAAUCUGCUGUGUAAGUGUUAAGCACUAGUUAGUUGCUCUCUGCACUGUACGUUUCCAAACUAUGAUUAUACUGCGUAUUGAAAUUUACAACACAGAGUUUGGGCCGACAUGUUUGUGUUUUAAAGACAGAGUUAUGAAUCCUCACUGCUGGGCAGAGAGAGGAUCAGCCAAAUUAAUAAUUGAUAUUUCAUUGAUGGUCAUAAAUAAAUAAAUAACAAACAUCAAGUUUAUGCUGUAUCAGCACUUUAACUGCUGCAGUAUUUUACACUGAUGUAUUGCUGUUGUUUUCUGUAUAGGAAAUAUGAAUGUCAGCAAUGAAAGUCUUAUAAUUUUCUCCUCGAUAAUUAUUUUUGUACAUUUUCUUAAAUAAAGAAAACUUUUAUAA